Entrophospora candida is the source of this 396-nucleotide messenger RNA. The record is from the annotation of a GenBank genome assembly. Lineage: Eukaryota; Fungi; Glomeromycota; Glomeromycetes; Entrophosporales; Entrophosporaceae.
AUGGGAAAUUGUGCAUCUUUAUCCUCAGAUAAACAACUCAAGGAAACCGGUAUUAGUUCUCAAUCUUACCAUAAUGGCAAUAAUGAUGAGUUAUCAAAUCAUACUGGUCAUAUUGGAAUUGUUGAAUUACGUAGUGGAAAAGUGGAUCCUGAAAAAAUUAAAAAAGAAAUGGCAGAAAUUGCAGCAACUUUAAAUAUAGAUGAACCAGAAAUAACAGAUCGAUCUGUCGAAGAAUUUAAAAUCAAGAGAAAACCGGCAUUAUCAACAAUAACAUCAAUCUCUGCACCUUCGCCACCUUCACCACCAUCAACCAAUGAAUUAAUUGUUGAUCCAAUGAAAAAAGUUUUUGCCGCAUUAAGAAUGCCAUCAGAUGGAAAUUUUGAUGUAGGAGAAUAA